GUCGAUCCUCGACCGUUCAACAAAUCGCAUUUGCAACGACUAGAAGAUGGCUCCGAUCAAAGGCGUGAAACGAAAGAUGGGCCACCCUGCUGUCACGGCCUCCUCUGCCGCUGAGGUCGCAUUGACGAGAGACACGCACAACCAUAGCAUGGAGCUUGCGCCGGGCUCCACCAGUAACAUGGUACAGGCGCACUUGACCGAGGCACGUAAGGCGGAGAUAAUAGAUGUUAUUCAAUCUGAGCUGAGGGAUCGUAUCGGAAAGCUUCGAGCAUAUUACUCGUUGCUUGGAUCAACCUUCAGGUUACGAGGACAAAUGCGAUUAAAUGCUAUUCCCAGGUCUGUCAGGAUGCUUCCACUGAGGGACUACAUCGGUGUGGAUCUUGAGACAGAGCCUAAGGCCCUUGCGGAGCAGGCAGCGAAGACGAUUGACACCGGCAAGAAAGAGAAUGUCGACCCCUUCAAGGCGUCAAUUUCUUCAUCUGGCGCAACGAAAGCUCACGUGAGCCUUCAACCACCUUCUCCACACAUGUCUCCUCCGCGAACCCAUCAAAUCCCACCCGAGACGUCGCCCUCAAAAAUCCCUCGUCUAUCGCCGCAAAAGCAUUCAGCACCUACAUCCAACUCAUCAACGACUGGCCCAGUAAAGAAGAAACUGGCGACAACCCGGGCCAAGGCUGCCGCUGCGUUAUCGUCGAAGAGGAAGGCCGCGGAGGACGAUUUAGCCGAGAACAAGGAAGAAAAGCGGUCACCAAAGAAAGGGAGAAGACCUUUGAGAGCCAAGAAGGCAGUGAGUUACGAGGAAUAAGUCGCACAACGAGUGACUGAAGGUUACGGUCUGACAGGUCAUGCUCGACAGCGCGACGUUGUGAUCAACUGUAACAAAUGACCUUUACACGGACAGUGCACCUGGGUACAU
This is a messenger RNA of Saitoella complicata NRRL Y-17804, 916 nucleotides long. RefSeq lists its product as uncharacterized. The record is from RefSeq and is a predicted model, not a curated record. The transcript has 3 exons. NCBI's taxonomy places the organism in Eukaryota, Fungi, Ascomycota, Saitoellomycetes, Saitoellales, Saitoellaceae. The coding region runs from base 47 to 805 and encodes 252 amino acids.